GGUAUCUUCUAAUGUUUGUCCAAGAACAUAAAUAUUCUUAUGAUUUAUAAAUAAUACGUUUUAACUUUUUUCGAUGUCACACAAAUUUUAAUAAAAAAAAAUGUUCUAUUUAAAAUUGGGUUUAGUUCGAUUUUGUGCAAGUGUUUAUUGUUUAAUCUUAAUGUCUUCUUCGGUACAGGGACUCUCAGAAGAAAUGCAAGAUUUGGUUAAUAUGUUACAUACAAAUUGUAUAGAAGAAACAGGUGUAGCUGAAGGAACAAUUGAAGAUGCACGUAAGUUAAACUUUGCCGAAGAUGAAAAACUAAAAUGUUAUAUGCGAUGUUUAAUGGUACAAAUGGCAACUAUGGACGACGAAGGUAUAAUUGAUGUGGAUGCUACAAUUGCAUUAUUACCAGAUGAAAUGAAAACUGUGUUUUCGGGACCCUUAAAAACGUGUGGAACAAAAAUUGGAGCAAAUCACUGUGACAAUGCAUUCCAAACAAAUAAAUGCUGGGCUGAUAUUUUGAAAAAUGAUUACUAUUUAAUUUAGUAGGUACACAAUCAAAUAUCAAAUAAAUAUACUUAUUAUGAUUUCCCCCUCAAAUUGAUGACGACAAUAUUAUAUUGAUUUAUGAAUGAAUAAAUAUGGUUAAUGAUUUCCUGAUAUUAAAAACAAGAUUUUAGUUAAUUUUUUGUAGACAAAGAGGCAUGCUGCAACACAAUGUAACACUCAAAAUAAUAUUUUAUUACAAAAAAAAAACAAAAAACAUUU
This is a messenger RNA of Chrysoperla carnea, 751 nucleotides long. Its product is annotated as general odorant-binding protein 83a-like. Gene Ontology annotation, cellular component: extracellular region. Gene Ontology annotation, molecular function: odorant binding; dibutyl phthalate binding. The transcript is spliced from 4 exons. The record is from RefSeq and is a predicted model, not a curated record. The coding region runs from base 101 to 529 and encodes 142 amino acids. Gene Ontology annotation, biological process: olfactory behavior; sensory perception of smell. NCBI's taxonomy places the organism in Eukaryota, Metazoa, Arthropoda, Insecta, Neuroptera, Chrysopidae.